Molecule: messenger RNA, 261 nt
Organism: Dentiscutata erythropus
Lineage: Eukaryota; Fungi; Glomeromycota; Glomeromycetes; Diversisporales; Gigasporaceae
Source: the annotation of a GenBank genome assembly
AUGUCUACCUCUACUUCCACAUCAACUACUCCUAUUAAUAACAUUAAAAAUCUUGUGUAUAAUAUUCUAAAAACUUUCAAGGAUAGCAUUGUUAAGGGUAUAAAAAUUACAGAAUUAGAGCAUUGUUUGAAGGUCGAAAUUAUCGAAACAAAUGCUAGAAGAGGUUCUGAGUCAAGUACAUCAUCAGUAGUUAGGGGGAUGGAAAAACAUAGUAUCCAAUCUCAAGAUAUGCCAGAAAUUCUAGAAGAAGACAUGCCGGAU